This is a messenger RNA of Polychytrium aggregatum, 987 nucleotides long. RefSeq lists its product as uncharacterized. The record is from RefSeq and is a predicted model, not a curated record. Lineage: Eukaryota; Fungi; Chytridiomycota; Chytridiomycetes; Polychytriales. The coding region runs from base 199 to 708 and encodes 169 amino acids. The transcript is spliced from 3 exons.
CAACUUUCUGCUGACGGUGGCGUGUGCGAGCUGUUUUCUUCUGAUUCACACGAAACUCCUCAAGGCACUCGGCGUAUCGGAAUAUUCACGGGCCUGGGUACGUGCCGUCGCCGAUAUGAUUUACGCACUUGAAGCUGGCCGGGAUCGGACAGCGAUGCAAGCUGCAGGACUCCCAACGCUUCGGCCAGAGGAGCCAGUAUGGGGGGGGGAGAUUGCAAGGCACUCUACGAACUCGAGACUCUAUUGGACGUUGUGUUUUACGUCUGCUGGACGAUCGUGUUUGGGCUCUUUCUUGUGUCGACCCAGCUAGCGUCGCUGUUUCCGUUGCGCUCGUUGAUCCAGAUCGUGCUCUCAGUUGUUGUCGGCGGAACACUGUUGGUAUACACCACCAUUCUCUUCCGCCGACUCAACCGUCUUCGCGCUGCCCUCAGCGGAUCGAUGACUUUGCUGUCUCCCCAUAAUCUUCGCGACACGACCGUCAGCUCAAACAGUGAACUCAGAAGAGAACGGAUCGGGCUCUGUCUCUUGGCGAUUGUUGAGGUGCCAGACCCCAAGAGCAGCGUCGGCUCUGCGGAAAUCAAGGUGCUCACCAAAUCUGCGUCGAUCUUGUUGGCCACCCGGGAGAACGGAUGCGUGACCGAUCGAGGCAGCCUGCCCAGGUCCCGCACCGACCUGUCACCCACCCGAGCAAAAUCCGAGAGUGCCUGACAGGCCAAGCGCGGAGACUGAAGGCCGAGUCGUUGACGACGGAGGGGGAAGAGCAUCGACUGAGCAGCCAUGGGUCGGUCGAACAGGAUACCGUAUCGAAAUCUCUUCGCGGAUCAGAAAUCAGCCAGAUCCGAUCCCUUCAGGCAGCCGGGCCUCAGUCCAUCAACUAUCUCUCGAAGCUGUGAACGGAUGCGCUCGUGCCCGCCAAGCAAUCUGUUCUGCCACGAGAUCAGACGAGCACCUGAACGAGCGACCUUCGCACUGGGACGGCCGUCGCAG